This is a messenger RNA of Ceraceosorus guamensis, 609 nucleotides long. RefSeq names its product Mob1/phocein. The record is from RefSeq and is a predicted model, not a curated record. NCBI's taxonomy places the organism in Eukaryota, Fungi, Basidiomycota, Exobasidiomycetes, Ceraceosorales, Ceraceosoraceae. The annotation marks the transcript as partial. Gene Ontology annotation, cellular component: cytoplasm. The transcript is spliced from 4 exons.
CCACACCGUAUUCGGAAAGGACAGACGUACGAAUCAGCUUUCCCCACACCUGUCGGUCCAGCAUCCCUCUCGUCGCAUGACGGACCCUUUCAGCUUCAAGAGUACAUCGAGGAGUUGGUAAGAACAGAUCCUCACGAUGUUGACAAGAUCGUAGCUGUGCCCGAGGCGCCCGAGAAGAGCAACACGGAUGUAUGGGUGUAUGAACAGUUGAGACGCAUCGUUCAAGACUUCAACUCUCCUUGGUUGGUAGCGUUGCAGCGAUCAUGCAGUCGGACCACGAGCGAAGCGUGCUCAGGCAUGGCAGCAGCAGAUUGGGAGUACCUGUGCGCAUCGCACGAAGAGGGUCGGCAGUGCUGUGCCAUUGAUUAUGUUGUGCACACAUUGGACGGCACAACUUCACUGCUCAACUCUGCAAGGCACUUCCCAAGCAGGACGUAUGUUCCUACCACCAGCUUGAGGUACUUUGGUAGCGUGGCUAGGAGGUUGGGCAGAUGCUUCACCCACGCGUGGCAGCACCACAGAGAUGCGUUCGUGACGUGCGAGGCCGAGACUUCUCUCUACGCACGUUUCCGAGCGCUGGUAGCAAUGUACGACUUGCUCGACGUAGAC